AGAUAAAUAAAAAAAUAAAAAAAUUAAAAUUAAGAAAAGGGGAGGAAAAAAAAAGAAACGGGCACUUUUUGUAUAGGCCACGGACGAUUUGGUCUCUCAUUGAAUGCUUUACCAAACUACUCACCAUUAUCAUCAUCCUUUUAUCUUCCAUUCCCCCUCUGCAACCACUUCCUCCUCUUUUCUCUUUUAUUGUCAUCUGCUCCUCUUCAGGUGGGAAAUAGAAAUGGAAUGCGUUGAAGGUGCUCUGAAAACAAGUUUUAGAAAGGAGUUGGGUUUCAAAUUGAGCCCGCAAGCGUUUUUUGUUGAUGAUUUGUAUGCGCUUAGUAUGCAAAACGGCACCUCGUCUGAUGACUUUAUAGUGGACGAGCUUUUGGACUUCUCUAAUGAGGAAGAAGCAGCGGUAGAAAGAGAGGAUGAAGAAGAAGAAGAAGAACAACAACAACAGAAAGCAUGCACGGCUGUUUCUGUCUCUCUUUCUCCUAACCAACAGCAAACCCAACGCCCUGAAGACGGUAAAAUUAGCGACAGUACCUCCAAUUUCGCCACGGAACUCUGCGUUCCGGCGGAUGAUUUGGCGAGUUUAGAAUGGUUAUCUCAUUUUGUGGAGGAUUCCAACUCGGAAUAUUCUACCCCUUUUCCGGCCGCCGGAAUAGUUUCUCAUGAAAAUCAUAAGGAAGAGAACGACAACAAGCCUUUCUAUGUAACACAAAAACCGGUGGUUUUAACAGAGACCUUUUUUAAGACUCCAGUUCAAACCAAGGCUAGAAGCAAGCGUACUAGAACCGGAGUAAGAGUUUGGCCUCUCGGGUCACCUUCUCUAACUGAAUCUUCUUCUUCUUCAAGUUAUACUUCUUCUUCGUCGUCGUCUUCUUCGUCUUCUUCUUCUUCAAGUCCUUUAAGUCCUUACCUCAUUUUCACUACCCAAGGAAUGAGCCGUGAACUGACCGAACCGAUAUGUUAUGAAAAAACGCCUAUUAAAAAGCUGAAGAAAAGAUUUUCCGGCGAGCCAGCCAGUGGUGGAGGCGGGUCUCAACCGCCUAGAAGGUGUAGCCAUUGUGGUGUUCAAAAGACUCCACAAUGGCGAACCGGUCCUCUCGGAGCCAAGACUCUUUGCAAUGCUUGUGGAGUCCGGUUUAAGUCCGGUCGGCUCUUACCCGAAUAUAGACCGGCUUGUAGCCCGACUUUUUGCAGUGAAUUACACUCGAACCAUCAUCGUAAAGUGCUGGAGAUGAGGAAGAAAAAAGAGGUAGUGGUUCAGGUUGAACCCGGUUUGGUUCCGCCUGCAGUGUCCAGUUUUUGAAAAAUCUAGAGUUUAGUUACAAAGCUAGACAGUGUAUUAGCUAGAUAGAGGAUAGGUCGAACCGGUGACAUUCAACCCGGUUCAUUUAGGUUCGGGUUAGUGUACAUUUCUUCUUUUUCUUUUUCCCCUCUCUUGGUGGGUAGGUUAGGUUUGCUAGUUACGUAGUCUCUAAAUUAGGAAAAGACUUUUAAUAUUGUGAUUCUCUCAUUUUUACUAGCAAGUUUUUUAUUUGAUUCUUAUA
Ricinus communis (castor bean) is the source of this 1541-nucleotide messenger RNA. Its product is annotated as GATA transcription factor 5. The record is from RefSeq and is a predicted model, not a curated record. Lineage: Eukaryota; Viridiplantae; Streptophyta; Magnoliopsida; Malpighiales; Euphorbiaceae. Gene Ontology annotation, biological process: regulation of DNA-templated transcription. Gene Ontology annotation, molecular function: zinc ion binding; sequence-specific DNA binding. The transcript is spliced from 3 exons. Bases 104 to 1300 code for a protein of 398 amino acids.